ACCUAGAAUCAGCUUUCACAAAAUGCAUAUACCCCAACCUCGCCCGCACUCAAGUCGCCCAUUCACCAUUCACGCCAUGGGGGCAAAGGUGGAUUUUCGGUCUGUUAUUCCUGCCAGUUCCGCCGUGUCCCUCAAAAGAGGGGCGUGCUCACUGGAGCGUCAAGGUAGGGGGUAAAUAAGUGUCGAAUUUCAUUGUCCCCGUUUAGCUGGUGUUUACUCUCGCACAGGUAGUAUGUGCCUGUUAAACUGUGUAUUUCUAAAAUGGAGUUAAACUGACACUAAUGUCUGGCGCUUACAACACCAUAAAACGAUUUUGGAAACGCGUAAUGGAUGUAUGACGUGAGUGGUCGUGCUUGAAAGUGCUCGUUUAUUCGUAACUAUACGGAUUAUAUUUCAUUUUUAGGAGUAUAUUUGAUUGAGACGGUGAGAAGGCCUCUCGUAAUUUUGGACGACGAAAAGGAGGAUGAGGACGACGACCAGGAGAUGACACGAUGACGAUCUAGAUGUUUGCUCCCAGGACGCCACAGAACGGAUCGAGGAACCAACCCAGGACAUCGUCAUCGAAGGCCAAUAAAAACCAAAGCAAGCCAAGAUGUGAGGCUUGGGUUCCCCUUAACGGAUGGGAGCAGAGCGAUGAUGCAGAGAGUGAUGUCUUUUAUCUAGCCAUAGAUGCCUGGGCCAAAAGAAACUCGAAGAUUAAAGCAGAUGCCCCAAAAGGGGUUCCUUCCUCCAAGUUAUGGGAACCUUUCCUGUGCACAACUGACAAUCAGUGCACCGGCAUUCUGGAUUUUGAAGCUUUCGUGAAUGUCAGCCUGAGCUUGCACAAAGACGUUGACGUGAAGCAAGAGGAAUGUCGGCAAGAUGAAAAGAACAACUUCGGCAGAGACCUUAAAAAUGAUUCAAGUAAAACGACCAAAGCAGAUGCCAAGGAUGAUGGUAUUGGGAAUGAGGUUGCCGAAGUUAAGAUCCAGAAUGAACAACCAAGCAAAAUGUGCCAAUCGGACAAGAAAGAACAUGACCAAUCAACCAAAGAGGAGAAAUGCAAUGAGGACGAGAAAAUGAAGAAUCAUUUGAACAAGACGAUCGGUACUGAUACUAACAAGGAUGACAACUCGUGCAAGGAGAAGAUAGUCCACUUGGACACACCCGACAAAGUUACAAAGGAUUUUAGAAACGUAGAGCACAAAGAUACACAGUCCUCGGAAAACCUUGGUUUGGGCAGCCAUGAUCCUAGACCUUUGGAGGGUGCGGAUGGUGAGGUAGUCAGCAGUGAAGGUGUACCUGACUGGAACGCACGCAAUGGUGCAUCUCACAGCGCCCCCGUGUCUCGAACGCAGCAGAGAGAACCGUUAAAGAGACGUCUCGGGUCUGCAGGGACCAAAUCUGCAGAGGACAGACUUCGAAUAACAGCUCUUAAGAAGGCCACAAAGACCAAGGUGAACUCAAAGAAAGUGUCGAUCCCAGCCAACCCAGUAAAGAUCUCGUACGCACAUUCUGGAAACGCUCGGCCAGGUAUCUUUGCUGGUGACCUACUUAUGGGUGAGAUGUCGGACAGCGCUGAGAACACUCAUAUUGAAUCGCAGAUAGAUGAUACCCCGAGAAGGACCUCACUGGAUAAUCGGUUGUUGAUCGAGGAAGCCAUCAACGACUCAAAGAAGAUAAACUACAUGACAAAGACUUCUGUGGUCAGCAUUGGCGACCUAUUAUCCACUGCACCCCGUCUCGAAAGGCGGCUGGGGAAACAUAGUAAAGGUCGUGAAUCCAUGUAUGCUGCCAUGGCGAACGAAAACGAGGAUGCUUCCUCAAGAGACUCCUUUGGUACAUUGUCUUCAUCUCCUAGGCCGCCUGAAGACAUCAGAUCACCCUCUACCUCCAGUCUUCCACCUGUCCCGGUGACGAGCAGACAUACUACACCAGUAAGAGAUGUCCACUCUUCGGAGGGGCGGAAGCCUGGUUCCAAGCAGGCAGUAAACCUCCACUCCGCCAAGAUCCCUGUUAUAAGCUACCGAAAAGGGGUAAGCAGAGAUUUUGAAAUGGAUGAGGAGGGGGAUAAAGCCAAUCGAGAAAGGGAGACGGAUCUGGCUGAUGUGCGUUAUAUCAAGUAUACCGACAGCAUAAUGAGUGCAAUAGGAGAAUCUACCGUGGACAUGGACAAAAACUUAAACAAUAGGCUCCUCAAGUCCGCACUGUCACGGGGAAAGUCUCGGGUGCACUCGGCCGAUCAUGUCCGUCAGAUUCCACAGGUAAACGAUACAACAACUCACCAAACAACGAAAUCGGGCGGGAAAAAAGAUGAGCAAAAAUCAAAGCUUCAAGUUGAAUGCGAUCGUGAUAAAAAUCGCUUAGUCUCACAAGUUCUUGGUAAACAUAGAUCUAUGAGGCGAGGUCCACCAGCAUUUCGUCCACAAAGCUUCAAGACACCUCUUCAGCGGGCGGUGGAGAAUGCUCAUAAAAGGAUGUAUGGUCAGCACUAUUAUCUUUUCAACAACUCAGGGGCAUCGGGUACUGAGAACGGAGAAGACAUGCGCAAUGGCAUGGAAAGUGCAAAGACUCUCCGAGCUCAAAGUGCAAACGGAGAAACAACAAAUGCUUACGUCUGGAAGGAGAAUAUCGAGAGUCAACAGCGACACAGACGCAAGGCCUAUUCCGGAACAGAGAAGGCUCGAGCUAAGACUACAAACGGUCACGCUGGAUACAACGUCUCAGACUUCAAACCUAACUUCAGGAGAGAUACUCUCAAAACAGAAAGAAGGAAGACAAUACAGAGAUGACAACAUCCAAACUUGGUUCAUCAGGACUAACAAACGAUGCUGAUGUCGGUCACCUUGCUGAGGGCAGUCUUCGGGUCUUCGGUGCCGCAGCCCAGUGAGGAUGACUUGGUGGCUCUUGCAUGCUCGGAGAGAAAUCUUGACCAUAAUGUAAAAGGCAUCCAGAACGACAGAACGCAAAGAUUUUGCAUCUUCAGACAUGCUUCUAAAUCUUUCAGACUGAAUAGUCCGUAUUCUGAACUCAGGUUUGAAUUAAAUCUGGUUUAGAGAUGGGAUUCAACUAUGGAUAGCCAGUCGUGACAUAAAUCCGUAAUGGUAGGGGUUCAAUAUUUCAGCUCAGUUGACUCUGAAAUCAUUCUGAACUGUUUGGGAAGGAUGAAGAAGAUAGUUGUAAUACCAAUUAAGAAAGAACACAGUAAACAUGAGAAGCAAAAUUUUGACGUGUUUGGCUUCCCAUAAUUUUAGCACAGAGUUAGACCAUGGUCUAAUUCAAACCCGACUUCGGAAUACGAGCCUAUAAAUAUAGUUCCAUCGUCUUACAAUUCAAUUUUCGACCAGACUGUUAAAUAAAUGGCUAAACGUCGAUAGGUUUGUUGCAUGAGAAUGCAUGACACCAUAAGAAAGAUUUCUUCCUGUUGAUUAGGAGAAGUAUCCCUUCAAAAGGAUGGAAAGUAUAUACAAAAAGACUACAAGAUUCUAAUGGAAAUAAUAGGUAUAUUGACUGUUUAUGGAUUAAAAUCGCAUGAAAACAUAUAUAGGACCAUUAUAUUAGUUGGAUAUUUAAUCCUCGGGCUUCAGAUAAACCUUUAUAUAUUUAUUUUUUGUCAUUCAAAAUUACAAAAUUUGUAGAGAUUGUAUUUCACAGAUUCCAAUUCGAGUUCAAAUCAAAGGUCACUGACGAUCAAUGCAACAGUUUUUUUAUCAAUGUUCUGACACUAACGCAAACUAAAUCGAUUUUAUACGUUUUCUUUGAUUGAUUAUACUCCACAAUACUAAUCAAUAUCAUCAAUGUCCCUUAAAACCAAUAUUAUUGAUAUUCAUAUUGUGGGAUGCGUUUAAAUUUUUUCCAUAGAUAUAUACAUCUCUAUGAUUUCUUCUGGCUCUCAAAGUUUCCUUAAUUUAUAAAACAAAUAACAAAUCUUAUUAAUUCAAGUGAAAUGCUGCUAUCCUGUCGUAUUACACAGUAAAAAAAUAGCACAUUGUUUAAGCCCGUCACUUUAACAACAAGUUGUUUAAACUUUUUGCAAUUGUUUAUACUUUGUAAACAACUUUUUUUUUAAGUUUAAACAGUUGUUGUUACAUUGACGGGCUUAAACAACGUGCUUAAAAUUUUGAACAGCGUUUUUACAGUGUAUAGCCUACUUUUUAUCUGUCGUUGAUUAUCAAAAGUAAAGUUCCAAUCUUUUUCUCAGUAUAGCGCCAUCUUGUGUUGUUAGUUCACGAAGGAAAGCAAUAUCCAAUUUGAAAUGAGUGGGUAAAUGCAAGGGCAACAUGUGAUUGUGAAGGGCAAGACUUAUGCCUGUUAACAGAUGUAUAUUCUUCCAAAACGCCACCAUAUCUAUCAACAAGAAUAAAAUAACUCGAUGACCAUCUGUUUUCUCCUUGACCAUCAUGACCAUAUGAGAUUAAAUUUGUCUGGAUUUACAGGAUGUGAGCGAAUGAAAUCUUACUGACUCUAUCUUUUAAUCUCCACGAUGUUUUUAAUCCCCCAAACGCCUUCUAGAAGUUCAAUUAGCAGCAAGAUAUCCAAUGAUCGAAUAAGUUGGUCAUGUGAUUUCUACUAUUUUCAGGCAAGCUAAGUUAUUUCUCGUGGUGAAAAAAUAUGAACUUUGGAAACUUGACUGCUUUCGAAAUCCCGUUCCAUUGAAAAUUAACAUUUUCUUUAAUUUUCAAUUCUUGUGUUUGCCCGUUUUGGGUUUGUUAUUGCUUUCCUUAUUUUGUUACGAUUUGCAUAAUAUUAUUUCUGAAACAGUCUAUGUGUUGUUUAAAUCUUUAAGAUGUACGAGGUCUCGUCACUUUUAUAAGUAUCAUGUGCAAUAUAAUACUUUGCAUUUUGGCUGAACUUACACUAUUUCAGCAUAAUAAUGAUUUCUAUUCUACCAAUGGGAAGGAAAUGAACGAAGAGUUGGCCAACGAUGUUGCAGCAAUCUUCUCCGAAUAUGUUUUGUUUAUGUUGUUGUUUGUCCUAAAUUCUGAACAGAAUAUACACUAAAGUUUGCCCUCAUUUUACGUGAGUUUUUGAAAGAAUUAUAGGCUCUAUACCGAUUCUUAUUUUGGGGUUCAAUACUUUCGUCUGUAGUUCUUUGAGAUUUUGCUAUUUCCUUCGCCAUGUUAGCCUUAGUUUCUUUCAAUGUUGUUGAUGCGACCCGUUUGGAAAUUUGGAUCGAAUCGAGUCAUGAUAAUAAAAAAAUCAAAUAAAACAUGUGCAUGUUUAGGUGCACUGUUAGGAAAAACAAGAAGAUUUUACAGAAGAACAAUUAAAAACAGAUUUUACAGAAAGAUAUAACCAAACUAUUCUGUAAAUUGUUAUAACAGGAAAGAUUUUCUACAAUUUUACAGAACAGGUCUGUUUCAAAAAAAGAGAAAAAAAAGUUUUAUUACAAUAGAUAUGUAAGGUUACAUACACCAAAUUCCAAUUUUCUGUAAUUUUACACAAAUGCAUGUAAGAUUACACAGUGAAGUAAGAUUACAGGUGUUCUCGAGACUCUGCUGCAGGAUUUAUUAUUUUUAAGUAGAAAUUGUUUAACAGUGUGGUAUAGUUUUGUAUGAAAAAGAAAUUGCCACCUCGCCAACCCUUUCACCCCGUUCCCUUUACCGAACCUCCCCCUCCCCUCCCCCACUCAUCCCCCCCCCCUACUUCACCCUUCGGUCAACUCUUUUUAAAGGGGAAGUUCACCCUGAAGAAAAGUUUAAUGUACAAAUAGCAGAAAUAAAUAAUACAAAAAUAUUGGUGAAGGUUUGAGGAAAAUCAAUUAAAGAUUAAUAAAGUUAUUAGAAUUUUAAGUUUUGGAUAUGUGACGUCAUAAACGAGCAGCUGCCCCUUUAUGUUAUGUAAUAUAAAAUGCAUGAAUUUCAAUUUUUUAAUGGUUCGUGAAGAAUGAUUUUGUUUUCUUUUUAGAAACAUGUGUGAAAUUAUUUGUCUAUUGAUAAAGUAUAAACCAUUUUCAAUUUUCUGAGAAAAUGAAAUUUAAUUGAUUUUUUUGUCAUACGAUACGUAGGAAAGCUGCUCGCUUGACGUCACAAAUCAAAUAAUUGAAAUUCUAAUAACUUUUUUAUUCUUUGAUGGAUUUUUCUCAAACCUUUGAUAAUAUUUUUUGUUAUUUUUUCUGGGUUUUUUUUACAAUAAACUUUUUGUCAGUGUGAACUUCCCCUUUAAAAUGGGAUGUGAUUCAUUCUGUAAAGAGAAAAUGACCAAGAUUAAUUCCAAUUUUAGGAAUAUGAGAACUUGAUUCCAAGGUAACACGUUCCCAUUUAUAUUAAGUAUCGUGUUGAACUAACGGUUAAUCUUAUUUCAUGUCUUUGAAAUGUGAGUGUUGGUAAUAUGAAUUGUAUCCAUAUUACUAUCAUUAUGCUUGACCACUUCAACUUGUCAAGAAUUUAGACUUAAUAAAUUCUUAAUUCUUAACAAAUGA
This is a messenger RNA of Lytechinus pictus (painted urchin), 6400 nucleotides long. RefSeq lists its product as uncharacterized. The coding region runs from base 504 to 2771 and encodes 755 amino acids. The record is from RefSeq and is a predicted model, not a curated record. The transcript has 13 exons. Lineage: Eukaryota; Metazoa; Echinodermata; Echinoidea; Temnopleuroida; Toxopneustidae.